Molecule: messenger RNA, 1029 nt
Organism: Adineta steineri
Lineage: Eukaryota; Metazoa; Rotifera; Eurotatoria; Adinetida; Adinetidae
Source: the annotation of a GenBank genome assembly
AUGAAAGCAGCCGUAGUUACAGCAUUUAAGAAACCACUUGAAAUUAAACAAGUUGACAUUCCAAAACCUGGACCAAGUGAUGUUUUAAUAAAAAAUAUUGCCUGUGGUGUAUGUCAUACAGAUUUACAUGUUGCAAAUGGAGAUUGGGAUAUUAAACCUGAAUUACCACGUAUUCCAGGUCAUGAAGGUAUUGGUGAAAUUAUUGAAUUAGGUUCAAUGGUUGGUGAUCAUUUAAAAAAAGGUGACAUUGUUGGUGUACCUUGGUUACAUUCUACAUGUCUUCAUUGUGAAUAUUGUUUAACUGGUCGAGAAACACUUUGUAAAGGACAAUCAAAUUCAGGUUAUUCAUGUGAUGGUUGUUUUGCUGAAUAUGCUCUUAUGGAUGCUAAUUUUGCUGUUAAAUUACCAGAAGGUAUGGAUCCAUAUACAUCAGCACCACUUUAUUGUGCUGGUGUAACUGUUUAUAAAGCAUUGAAAGUUUCUCAAGUCCGUCCUGGUGAAUGGGUCUCCAUUGUUGGUGUUGGUGGUCUUGGAUCUGUUGCUGUAAGAUAUGCUGUAGCUAUGGGAAUGCGUGUUGUUACUGUUGUUGCUCCAAACGAUAAAACUGCUGUACAAUUAUCGAAAGAUUGUGGAGCUGAAGAAGUUUUUGAUGGACCAGCUGAUCAACAUGGUAAAUGGAUACAAGAUAAAGUUGGUGGUGUUCAUGGAUCAGUUAUUACUGUACCAAUUGUAUCUGCUUUUGAACAAGCUUUUCAAUCAGUUCGACGUGGUGGUCGUGUUGUUGCUGUUGCUUUACCAAAUGGUAAAAUGGCUGUACCAAUUGUUGAUUGUGUUUUAGGUGGAAUUGAAUUAGUUGGUUCAAUUGUUGGUACACGUAAAGAUUUACAAGAAGCUUUAGAAAUAGCUAAACAUCAUAAAAUUGAAUGUAAAGUACAAAAACGAAAAUUAGAAGAUAUUAAUGAAAUAUUCGAUGAUAUGAUCAAUUACAGAAUUAGUGGUCGUAUUGUUAUAGAUUAUUCAGCUAAAUAA